This is a messenger RNA of Stegostoma tigrinum, 3016 nucleotides long. Its product is annotated as elongation of very long chain fatty acids protein 1. Gene Ontology annotation, biological process: fatty acid elongation, polyunsaturated fatty acid; sphingolipid biosynthetic process; fatty acid elongation, saturated fatty acid. NCBI's taxonomy places the organism in Eukaryota, Metazoa, Chordata, Chondrichthyes, Orectolobiformes, Stegostomatidae. The record is from RefSeq and is a predicted model, not a curated record. Gene Ontology annotation, molecular function: fatty acid elongase activity. Gene Ontology annotation, cellular component: endoplasmic reticulum membrane; endoplasmic reticulum. The coding region runs from base 514 to 1428 and encodes 304 amino acids. The transcript is spliced from 10 exons.
CGUGUUUAUCGCUGCCGUCGUCUUGCACUGUUCGGUAACCAGCCGGUGUGUCUUUCCACCCCUGCCAGAUGUGGUUUGAAGGUUGUGCUGCCUGCCUGCCUGUAAUUUUAUCCGCCCAAUCCACUCUAAUAUUUGUUUGACUAAUCGCUUGACUUGAGAUACCUUUUAUAGACCUUUGAAACGCUGCAUGAUUUGAUCUUCGAGUUGUAUCGAACUGGGGUAUGGAGUCAAGAGAUUGUUUGUUUGAAAUAAUGCUCUUUAAGUGAUCGCACAAGGCCGCCUUACUGCAACCAGAACUGCACAUCUUUCUUCAGAGGUCUCACCACUGAAUUGCAGCUUCAUGAUGUCCCAACUUGUGCUCAGUGGUCUGUGCAAUAAAGGUUUCUAGCUAACCACCUUUCAGAGAGCUGUCAGCCCCUUGAAUCGUGUCCGUAGCUUAGUUUUUUGGAGUAUAAAUCUGUGGACGCAUCCUUUUACACCUAAAGACUUUCGAAGUACCACUUUGAAACAAACAUGUUGGCAGAGAUGGGGGCACGAGCUGCCCAGGUAUAUGAAAAUCUUCUGAAAGGAGAUCCAAGGAUUGAAGAAUAUCCACUAAUGGUAUCGCCAGUCCCUAUGACUGCUAUCCUCUUGUUCUACGUGUAUUUUGUACUGUCGCUGGGACCCAGAUUCAUGGCUAGCAAGAAGCCCUUUGACCUUAAAAAGAUUAUGGUUGUCUAUAAUUUUGCACUGGUGUUUUUCUCGAUGUACAUAGUAUAUGAGUUUUUGAUGGCUGGCUGGGCUACAGGAUACACAUUCCGGUGUGAUCCUGUGGAUUAUUCCAAUAGCCCCAGAGCUCUUCGAAUGGUACGUGUGGCGUGGCUGUUCUUAUUUUCAAAAUUUGUUGAACUGUUUGAUACGGUGUUCUUUGUCUUGCGAAAGAAAAACAGCCAGAUUACCUUCCUUCACAUUUUCCACCAUUCCAUCAUGCCUUGGACCUGGUGGUGGGGAGUUAAGUUCGGACCAGGUGGUAUGGGAUCCUUCCAUGCUAUGGUGAACUCUAUCGUCCAUGUCAUCAUGUACUUCUAUUAUGGAUUGUCUGCAGCCGGUCCAGCUUUUCAGAAAUACCUCUGGUGGAAAAAGUAUAUGACAGCGAUACAGCUGGUCCAGUUUGUCAUCGUUUCUCUGCACGUCACCCAGUACUACUUCAUGGAUCACUGUGAUUACCAGUUCCCCAUCUUCAUCCACCUAGUGUGGAUGUAUGGAACAUUCUUUUUCAUCCUUUUCUCCAACUUCUGGUACCAAGCGUACACAAAGGGCAGGAGGCUUCCCAAAGGCAGAGAACAAAAACAGAAAGCAGCCAUGAAGAAUGGAAGGCCAGUAGCAGAAAAUGGCAGGCACUUGCUGGAAAAUGGGGAGGUGAUGAAUGGAAAAGUGAAGACCAAUUAGCAGGAACGUAACUUUUUUAAAAAUAAAACCAAUUAUUGUAUUUUUGUUUUUGGCAAGUUUUCAGGAGGGAGGGUGCAGCGAUUUAAGCUGGUUUUGAACUUAAGAAUUUCAUGCAGUCGAUUUGAUCACUCUGGCACCACGUUGAAAUUCAACCUGGGGAAAGUUGUCUGACUAAAUGUUUUAAGGAUCCUGUGUAAUUAACAAAUGAUGGGUUUAUGGCUAAUCAAGUCUUGGUUUUGUUUGGAAUCCUUGCACUUCUCUAAUUGACAUUGGUUGCAAGGAUAAAGCAGAUUAUGUAACAUGGGAAAGGUGGACCCCAUGCCUCUGACUACGAGAAGGCCAGUUCAACGCUCGUCUGUGCUUCAGGCUGAUCUGUGGGUGCUCUGUUUCCUGAGCAGUUGAACACGUGCAAUUUUCCAGUCUCUGCUAUCCUCUUCCACCACCAGUGUUGCAUCUAAUAAUACCCCAGAUCUGCAAAGAACUAAUGGUGUAAUGGUGUUGCCUUUAACCCUUCCUCUGAAAAUCUGCAAACAAUUAAACCUGUAAUGCUGUUGAUUCUAGCCACCAUCACUCAGCAGUUGAAGGCCAUAUGAGACUUACUUCAAAUGGCCCACCUGGUUGGGUCUGUCUUUUGUAAUUUAUAAUAUCUAGUUACAAAUGAAGUUUCAAGCUCUUGGCACUAUAAAAUGUAAUUAUACUAAUUAGGUUUUUUAGAUUUUUAUUUACUUGACUCUAGCAAUGUUGCUGUAUAUUUUGGGAAUGAAGGAAACCACAAUAUUUAAGAGAAGCUGCUAGAUGGGACAGUGUUAAUGUGGUCCAUACAGCAGAGAAUUUUUUAUUAACGUUUUUGUGGUGGGCAGGUAGAGUCAGCUUUUAACCAUUCAGUACUUGCUAAAUGCCCUGUAGGCAGAGAGUCCCAUGAGUAACCCUUUUCCUCUUGAUCUGUCAUCUAAUGGGGACAGAAUAACAAGCCAGUCAAAGGGUAGUUCUCACACCCGCUAUCAGUGAGUUCUACUUGGUCCCUGGAGAGUGAGGUCUACUGAAAUGGAUACUGUGGCUGUAAUCAGAAUUGUCUAAUCCAUGUGUGGUAGAGCAAACAUUCCUUUUAAGAAGGCUGCAAACUUUCAGCUUAGGACUUGCUGGAAUUAUACCUCCUUUUUUUUCCUACUUUUUUUUUCAAGAGAUCCCCCUCCCUUUUUUAUUCUCAGCUGUACUAUUCCAACCCAAUGUUGCAGGAUUAAUUGGACUUAAAUUGAUACUGUGUAUACACGGCAAUUUCCCUUCAGUUGCUGCAUGCUGUAGACAAAAGUGAGCAUCGUUUUGAUACAACCCCUGGCCAUAAACUCAAUGGCAUUUAUUAGCCAUAUCAGACUCUAUUUUAGGGGUAGAAAGUACAGUACAGAGCAGGGUAGGGGAAAGAAAGCACUACAGCUAUAAUCUUUAGUUCUUUGCAAAUCUAUCUUGUUGCAGUCAAGAAAAUCCCCAUGAGUAAUAACAGUGAAGGAAUAUCUAAUGGGAUUAUGAUAUCACAGGAGCACGUUCCAAUAGGAAUUUUCUGACUCUGAAAUAAAUUCAAUUUGGAAACUCA